AUGUCGUCUCCUCGUGCUCCCCAAGAAGAGGUUAUACAACCUGACGCUGCUUUGCAGAAUGUCACUGACGAUGAGGCUUAUGAUAAUGAGAGUGAGCGGUCGUCUUUGACAUCUCUGACAUCGUCUAUUCUACAUGGAAAAGUCGAGGGCGGAAGAACCUAUGCCGUGUAUGGCAAAGAGGGCAAGUCUCCCAGAGAAAUCUGCUUCUCCGGUUCUAACAAAUUUCAGAGGAUAUGGUCAAUCGAAAUGGCAGAAGAAUUUCCAUCUGCAGAGGUCAUUGGGACGGAUGUUGCACCGACGCAACCUGACUGGGUGCCACCGAAUUGCCACUUUGAAGUCGACGAUGUUGAAAGAGAAUGGACAUGGAAAGAAGAUAGCUUUGACUUUGUUUAUGCCCGAGAUCUUCUGCUAGCAAUUCGAGACUGGCCAGCCCUGAUUGACCAAACAUACACGCAUCUUCGAGGAGGCGGAUGGGUCGAGUUCCAAGCCAUCGUCGGCGUUCUUGGUUGCGACGACGACUCCAUUCCUGAAGACAGCUAUCUCCGCAAAUUCUCAACAAUGAUGGAACAGGGCUCUGCAAAAUUCGGUGCUAGUCUGACUGAUCCAAUGCGAUGGAAGGGCUGGCUUGAAGAACGCGGAUACCAGAAUGUCACAGAGCGCGUUUUCAAGCUUCCGUUCAACCCAUGGCCCAAAGAUCCGCGCAUGAAGCUCCUGGGAGCUUGGGAGAUGGAGAAUCUGCUAAGUGGACUCGAAGCGAUGGUAACGAGGAUGUUCCAGAAAGGUCUUGGAUGGACGGAUGCAGAAGUCACUGUCUUCCUUGCAUUUUUGAGAAAGGAAAUUAAGAAUCCAAGGAUGCAUGGUUAUUGGCCUUACUAUGUUGUUUACGCUCAGAAGCCAAAAGAGGACUGA
This is a messenger RNA of Fusarium subglutinans, 909 nucleotides long. RefSeq names its product phosphoethanolamine n-methyltransferase 3. NCBI's taxonomy places the organism in Eukaryota, Fungi, Ascomycota, Sordariomycetes, Hypocreales, Nectriaceae. The transcript is spliced from 8 exons. The record is from RefSeq and is a predicted model, not a curated record. The coding region runs from base 1 to 909 and encodes 302 amino acids.